UCGUUCAGGUGAGAACUCGUGAAAAUGGAAGUUCUGACGGUUAUUUUGUGGUUAGUGAUAUUACUUAUUCCGGCUACUUAUUUAUUUUUCAAAAAAAAGUACUCGUACUGGAGGGACCGCGGAGUACCGCAUCCAGAGCCGAAAAUACCUUAUGGGAAUCUAGAGAUUUCCGCUGGUAUGCGAAACGCGGUUGACAUCCUCUAUAAAUCAAAAACUGACUUCCCGUUUGUUGGUGCAUACAUGUUUACGACCCCAGCCGUUUUGGCCACUGACCUAGACUUCAUCAAGGAUGUGCUAAUUCGUGAUUUCAACUAUUUCACUGAUCAUGGACUCCCCCACAAUGAAGAAAUCGAUCCGCUUUCCGCAAACUUAUUUGUUCUGGAUGGUCAAAAGUGGCGCACACUACGGACGAAAUUGUCUCCAACGUUUACUUCUGGACGGAUGAGGUUUAUGUUCCCCACAGUUCUUGAAGUCGCGGAUCGGUUUAUCGAAACUCUAAAUGAACUUCUGAAGACUCAGAAAACCCUGGAAGUAAAAGAUCUUUUGGCACGUUUCACAACCGAUGUCAUCGGCACUUGCGCCUUUGGAAUUGAAUGCAAUAGCUUGAAGGAUCCAGACGCAGAAUUCCGUAGAUUUGGACGUAAGCAUAUCGAAGAACCAGCUCAUGGGCAAUUCGUCCUUGGUUUGAUGAACAUGUUUCCAACCAUCAGCGAUAUGCUGGGUUUAGCACGAACACGCCGGGAUGUCACCAAGUUUUUCAUGGAUAUUGUUCGAGAAACGGUGGACUAUCGUGAAAAAAACAAUAUUCGUCGAAAUGAUUUUAUGGAUCUUUUGAUUCAGUUGAAGAAUCAUGCGAGAAUCGAAGGAGAAGAUCACGAGAGUAUUGAUUCGAAAAUAAUUGACAAGCUAACUUUUAAGGAACUGGUCGCGCAAGCUUUUAUAUUUUUCCUUGGUGGGUUCGAGACUUCAUCGUCAACCUUGACAUUGACUCUCUAUGAACUAGCUAAGCACCAGGACAUACAGGAUAAGUGCAGAGCAGAAGUUAAUCACGUAUUGGAGAAAUAUAACGGAAAAUUAAGUUAUGAAGCCAUGAACGAAAUGCACUAUGUGGAACAAACUAUUUUGGAAACCCUCCGCAAAUAUCCAAUUCUACCAGUGGUUCUACGUAAAUGCGUUAAAGACUAUCAAGUACGCGGCACGAACAUUAUUAUUAAAAAAGGAACACCCGUGCAAAUUCCAGCUUAUUCAAUUCAUCAUGACCCAGAAAUAUAUCCUGAUCCCGAAAAAUUUGACCCCGAUCGGUUUUCACCGGAAAAUGUUAAAUUGCGACAUUCUGUUUCAUUUUUAAGUUUUGGUGAUGGACCACGAAAUUGUAUUGGGCUGCGCUUUGGAAAGAUGCAAUCCAGAAUUGCACUAAUAAUGUUGUUGCAGAACUACCGAUUUAAAUUAUCUUCGAAGUCACCUAAUCCGCUAGUUUUCUCCAAAAAAAGUUUCAUACUUGCACCAGAAGGCGGGAUGCACUUAAAUAUUGAAAAAAUAUAAAAUAUUAAGAUUCAUAUAACUACCACGUUGUAAAUAAUAGCUUUAAGUGACAGUGUUUUCUAUUUUUAAUAGUAAAUAAAAAAUAUUGGA
Molecule: messenger RNA, 1632 nt
Organism: Hermetia illucens (black soldier fly)
Lineage: Eukaryota; Metazoa; Arthropoda; Insecta; Diptera; Stratiomyidae
Product: cytochrome P450 6a9-like
Exons: 2
Coding region: 25-1542 (505 amino acids)
Molecular function (GO): heme binding; iron ion binding; monooxygenase activity
Source: RefSeq, a predicted model, not a curated record